AUGGCGAAAGAAGGCGAGCGGUCAGCUCCCGUCGACAAGGGCAAGGGCAAGGCGGAAGAUGUUAAGGAUGUGCCCGCUGGAAAGAAGCCGCAGAAGGACGAGAAGGAGCAGGCGGGUGGGAAGAAGAAGGGUGAUGAGCCCCAAGAAGAGGAGCUCAGUGAAGAAGACCAGCAACUGAAGGGUGAGCUUGAAAUGCUUGUGGAAAGGUUAAAGGAACCGGACACGUCGCUGUACAGUCCUGCAUUGGACGCAAUUAAAAACUUCAUUAAGACCUCGACCUCGUCGAUGACAGCUGUCCCGAAGCCGCUCAAGUUCCUCAGACCCCAUUACGAUGACCUCACAGCGCUAUACGAGAAGUGGUCGGCAGGUCCCGUCAAGGACUCGCUGGCCGAUAUGCUUUCCGUCCUCGGUAUGACCUACGGCGAUGAAGAGAAGCUCGAGACCCUCAAGUACCGCCUACUCGCCAAAUCGGAAGAUCUCGCUUCUUGGGGUCACGAAUACAUCCGGCACCUGGCUCUCGAGAUUGGGCAGGAGCAUCAGGACAGACUUAAUAAUGAGAAAGAUACCACGGAUCUUGUCGACCUGGCGCUGUCUCUCGUCCCGUACUUCCUGAGUCAUAACGCCGAGGCUGACGCCGUGGACCUUAUGAGCGAACUGGAGAUUAUCGACCAGAUUCCGAAAUACUUGGACGAGAACACGUAUUCGAGAGUCUGCCUCUACAUGGUUAGCAUGGUAAACCUCCUCACGUUCCCCGAGGACCAGCAGUUCCUUCGUACGGCCCACGAGAUCUACGUUCAGUUCAACGAGCUUACCAGGGCGAUCGUCGUCGCAAUUCGGUUGAACGACACCGAACUCAUCAAGAGCGACAUCAAUGCGACCUCUGACAAGUCCUUGAAGAAGCAGAUGGCAUUCCUUGCUGCCAGACAACAAAUAUGGCUCGACGUUUCGCUUGAGGAAGAGGAGGACCAGUCAUUCAUGGACUGCUUGAACAACAUCUCGAUUCACAAGCACUUCAAGUCUCUCGGCAAGGAACUCAAUAUUCUCGACCCCGUGAUGCCUGAGGAUAUCUACAAGACUCAUCUGGAAACCCGUGGGGCUGGGUUGACAAAUGUCGACUCGGCGAGACACAACCUUGCCAGCGCUUUCGUCAACUCCUUCACCAACGCCGGUUAUGGAAAUGACAAAAUGAUGUUGGUCGAUGCUGAUAAGAGUUCUUGGGUGUGGAAGACCAAGGAUGAUGGUAUGCUGUCGACUACAGCGUCGUUGGGUAUGCUCCUGCAGGGCGAUGUUGAAGAGGGUCUCGACAAGAUCGACAAAUUCACCUAUGCUUCGGAAGACCAAAUUAAGGCGGGUGCACUACUUGCUAUCGGUAUUCUUAACUCUGGCGUUAGGCUCGACUCCGAUCCUGCGUUGGCUCUCCUGAGUGAUCCCGAUAACCUCGAGGCCAAGAACGUUCCCAUGAGGGUAGCAUCCAUCAUGGGUCUCGGUUUGGCUUAUGCCGGAUCCAACAAGGAGGAGCUUUUGGAGGUGCUGCUCCCCAUUGUGGAGGACGUUUCGCUCGACAUGCAGCUGUCUGCGAUGGCUGCUGUCUCGCUGGGUCUCAUUUUCGUUGGUUCAUCAAACCACCAGGUCAGUGAGGCCAUUGCCACAACACUGAUGGAUGAGGAUCGGCAAAAGCACCUCAAGGACAAGUGGACCCGCUUCAUGGCACUUGGUCUUGCGCUUUUGUACUUUGGUCGCCAGGAAGAGGUCGACGUGAUCCUUGACAUUCUCAAGGCUGUCGAUCACCCCAUGGCUAAGCCCACUUCCGUUCUCGCCUCCGUCUGCGCGUGGGCAGGCACUGGUACAGUGCUGAAGCUGCAAGAGCUUCUUCACAUCUGCAAUGAAAUGAUCGACGAGAAGGAAGAGUCGAAGGGGGAUGAGUUGGUCCAGUCGUACGCCGUUUUGGGUCUGUCGCUCAUUGCCAUGGGUGAGGAAGUCGGCCAGGAUAUGAUCCUCAGACAGUUUGGCCACUUGAUGCACUACGGCGCGAGCAACAUCCGGAAGGCUGUUCCUCUUGCCAUGGGUUUGAUUAGCCCCAGCAACCCCCAGAUGAAGGUCUACGACACUUUGUCUCGGUACAGUCACGACAACGACAAUGACGUUGCCAUUAAUGCGAUUUUCGCAAUGGGUCUAUGCGGUGCUGGUACGAAGAACGCCCGUUUGGCGCAGUUGCUCCGACAGUUGGCAAGCUACUACCACCGCGACCCCAACUCGCUAUUCAUGGUCCGCAUUGCCCAAGGUCUUUUGCACAUGGGCAAGGGUACCAUGACCCUCAACCCCUUCCACACCGACCGCCAGGUCCUCUCCCGCGUGUCCGCCGCUGGUCUCCUUACGGUCCUCGUGUCGCUGAUUGACGCCAAACAAUUCAUCCUCGCCGAACACCACUACCUGCUCUACUUCCUUAUCACUGCGAUGUACCCUCGCUUCCUUGUUACUCUUGACGAGGACCUGCAGCCUGUUACCGUCAACGUGCGGGUAGGACAAGCAGUGGAUGUUGUCGGCCAGGCUGGUCGGCCGAAGACCAUUACCGGAUGGCAAACACAGAGCACGCCUGUGCUCUUGGCGUAUGGCGAGAGAGCAGAGCUUGAAGACGAACAGUACAUCCCUCUGAGCAGCACUCUUGAGGGAUUGGUUAUCUUGCGCAAGAACCCUGAUUGGGAAAACGCCGAGUAA
Molecule: messenger RNA, 2715 nt
Organism: Aspergillus chevalieri
Lineage: Eukaryota; Fungi; Ascomycota; Eurotiomycetes; Eurotiales; Aspergillaceae
Gene: RPN1
Product: proteasome regulatory particle base subunit RPN1
Exons: 5
Coding region: 1-2715 (904 amino acids)
Biological process (GO): proteasome-mediated ubiquitin-dependent protein catabolic process; regulation of protein catabolic process
Cellular component (GO): proteasome regulatory particle, base subcomplex; proteasome complex; proteasome storage granule
Molecular function (GO): enzyme regulator activity
Source: RefSeq, a predicted model, not a curated record